AUGUCUGCCCCUCUAGGCUUGACGAGUCGCAUCCUGGUAGCAAUAAUCCACUGCUUGGUGGCCGCAAUCUCUCCGGCGUCUUGCAGUAGCUCCCUCGACCGGGGCGGCGAUGUCAUCGGCUUCAGCUUCCCGUCGACGGAGGGUCCGCAGUACGACGGGAGCGAGCUUAUGUUCUCCUGGGAUGCCGGUGUACUCGGCCGUGCUCUCCACCUCACCGCCGACGGUGUCUAUGAACCGCCGGUUGUAUACUCUCCAGACUCGAAGAGGUCAGCCGGCCAUGUCAGCCUCUCACAAGGUAUCCCACUCGCUCUCGAAUCGAAACCCUUCGACUACUACGACGAUUUCGGGCGGCUAUGGUCGGCGUCGUCGCAGGAGGCGUCCUUCAACACUAUCUUCACCAUGAGCAUCAGCCGGCCGCACGGCUACAAGGCUGACGACGGCGGCCUUCUAUUUGAGGUGCUGCCCCAGCCCGACGACGAACGCCAUUGGGACGGCCUUGACAGGGCCAUUUACUUCCCCUUGUCUACCACGGCAAGCGGCAGCAACAUCUCCGUUGAGAUCGGCAAGCUGGAGUACUAUUACCAUCAGGGGCUGUUCGGUCUGUAUGUCUCCAUCGUGCCACCGGCCCCGACGACGCCAGACUCGACGCCGGCGAACUACACGGUGUGGAUUGAUUACGACGCCAAGAGGCACAACCUUUCAGUUUAUGUCGACGACGAAGGGAAAGCAAAACCAGGACCAGGACAAGCCACGCUUCAUUCCCCCCUCAGCAUCAUCGCCGUCGUCAGUGGGGUCGUCAGGAGUAGGCGGUGGGGGUGGCACAACGGCUCCCCAGACGGUAGUUCCAAGUUUGGUUUAUUCGCCUCCAAGAACAGGUUAUUGCCGUCAUGCCAGCCCGUGGUGUAUAGCUGGAACCUGACGGUGGACAGGCUCUGGUACAUAUCCAGCUCCGCGUCGAUCACAUAUGACCACCGCCGCCGUCGUAUGGCAAGAGUGUUUUUUUAUUUGGUUCUGGUGGCGGCACCUGCUGCAGCUAUUGUUUUUUUGGGCGCUUGGUGCUUAGUGUCAAGGUACAGGGCUCUCACGAUGAAGCUGAAGCUUUCCAAGGCGAUGCGGAGGCUACCCGGAAUACCCCGGGAGUUCGGGUAUGCCGCCGUCAAGAAGGCCACCAGGAACUUCCACGAGAGCAUGAGGCUCGGCAGUGGAGGCUUCGGUGCCGUGUACAAGGGUGCCAUGAUUGCCACCUGCGACGGAGACGACGGCCGCCAGCGGCUUCAGUACGGAAGGCUGUUGGAAGCCGUAGAGGAUGAGCUCACCACCAUGGGAGGUUUCAGCUCUGACGACAAUGAGGACGCCACCCGGUUGCUGCUCCUGGGUUUGGCGUGCAGCAACCCCAACCCGUCAGACCGACCGAGCAUGGAUCAGGUGGUGCAGGUCAUCGCCAAGUCGAUGCCGCCGCCGGCAGUGCCGCUAGUGAAGCCCGCUUUCGUUUGGCCACCGGAAGGAGAGCAGCUACUGCUCUCAGACAAUGCCGAUGAUGAUGACGAUUUUGUGGAGUCAGAUCAUCGUGAUUCUGACAGGAGGCACUGGGAGGAGACGGAGCACUGUGAUAACUUGGCGACGGGCAUCAAACCAUCAUCGGAGAUCACCCAGCGUAAGUCCCGUAAUGUUGUUGAGACAAACAUGAGUCAGGACAUUGAAAAAUGCGUGUAA
Messenger RNA from Miscanthus lutarioriparius, 1713 nucleotides. The record is from the annotation of a GenBank genome assembly. NCBI's taxonomy places the organism in Eukaryota, Viridiplantae, Streptophyta, Magnoliopsida, Poales, Poaceae.